AUGGACAAACCACCAUCAAAGCGAGCUCGUAUUGAAGACCCUUCUUCUGCGAAUAUCGACGAUGCUCUUUUAAAGAAUGACCAGCAAACUGCUGCUUCAGAAGCUGUUGUACCAACCACUGAAGCCCAGCAGGGUGAGACCCAUGACGCCUCGAAUGAGCUGGAGAAUAAGAUGGCCACGGCAUUAGCGGCGGUAGCAGCUGCUGCAUCUGCCAAUGGUGGAGAAUAUCCUUCAGUGGUUUCUCGUCAGGCCCAAACCUCAGCAUCACCUUACGAUCAUAGCAGACCAAAUGGCAGUGCUUCUGCAGGUGUUGACGGCCAUGAACCAACGAUCUCAGUGGGUGAUAGCUCGUUUAAACCAUCAGCAGGAAGUGAAGAAUGGCACAAGAUUCGCCGUGAUAAUCACAAGGAGGUCGAGAGACGACGACGUGAGGCUAUUAACAAGGGAAUCAGUGAACUAGCUACCAUAGUUCCUGAUUGCGAGAAACACAAGGGUCAAAUCCUUCAAAAGACAGUUGAUUACAUUAAGAAACUUAAGGAUAACGAGCAGCGUAAUAUGGAGAAGCUGACGCUUGAAAAGCUGCUCACUGAGCAAGCUAUUUCCGAGCUAUCGGCCACUAAUAAAGCUUUGAAGCAAGAACUCGCUCAGGCGUGGAAAGAAGUAGAGCACUGGAAACAAGCCUGCGGUGCUAGCACCGGCGCUGAUGCUUCGAAAUCAGCUGAUGCUGGUUCGAAAUAA
Sugiyamaella lignohabitans is the source of this 738-nucleotide messenger RNA. RefSeq names its product Cbf1p (gene CBF1). Gene Ontology annotation, molecular function: DNA-binding transcription factor activity; protein dimerization activity. The transcript has a single exon. NCBI's taxonomy places the organism in Eukaryota, Fungi, Ascomycota, Dipodascomycetes, Dipodascales, Trichomonascaceae. The coding region runs from base 1 to 738 and encodes 245 amino acids. The record is from RefSeq and is a predicted model, not a curated record. Gene Ontology annotation, cellular component: nucleus.